UCGGACUUAUAAUGUCGCAGCAACCUGUUGCCUUCCUCACUCGUCGCGAAACUUUCAGCGCCUGUCACCGUCUCCAUAGUCCCCAAUUGAGCGAUGCCGAGAACCUGGAAGUCUUUGGAAAAUGCAACAAUUUCCAUGGCCACGGACACAACUAUACAGUCGAGAUUACCGUUCGUGGUCCCAUCGAUCGGCGAACUGGAAUGGUGCUCAACAUCUCGGAGCUGAAAGAGGCUAUUGAGACGGUGAUAAUGAAGCGUCUGGAUCACAAGAAUCUUGACAAGGAUGUGGAAUAUUUUGCCGAUACACCCAGUACCACAGAGAAUUUGGCCGUUUACAUUUGGGACAACAUCCGUCUGCAGCUGAAGAAACCCGAACUGCUGUACGAGGUGAAAAUCCAUGAGACACCAAAGAAUAUUAUCAGCUACCGCGGUCCGUAUCCGCUCAAUGGAAUCUAUAAUCCCAUCAACAAACGCAUCGCUCACGAUUCCUGUACCAAUAUAUCAUCGGAUUCGGAUUAAAGCGACCUCAUAUACAUUCGAACCAUGUGACAUUGCCUAACGAAUUUUAUUGGACCAAUGCUCAGCGAACACUUAUAGAAAAAGACACUUACCAUGUAAGGGAAUGAAAAGUUAUACGAAUUACAAAGUAUGUAGAAGUAAUCUAUGUUUAUGCAACAUACUAAUGAAUAAAUACGAAAGCAAAUCAAA
Molecule: messenger RNA, 707 nt
Organism: Drosophila takahashii
Lineage: Eukaryota; Metazoa; Arthropoda; Insecta; Diptera; Drosophilidae
Gene: pr
Product: 6-pyruvoyl tetrahydrobiopterin synthase purple
Biological process (GO): tetrahydrobiopterin biosynthetic process
Cellular component (GO): mitochondrion
Molecular function (GO): 6-pyruvoyltetrahydropterin synthase activity
Source: RefSeq, a predicted model, not a curated record